AAAGAAUAAGCUUCACUUCACAACUCAGUCUCUCCUCCAAAGCUUCCUGUCUCAAAAUGGCCAACAAUCCCUCGUCGCUAAUGCCCUCAGAGUUGAUCGACAGGUGCAUAGGGUCGAAGAUAUGGGUGAUCAUGAAGGGCGACAAGGAGCUCGUCGGCACUCUCAGGGGUUUCGAUGUCUACGUCAACAUGGUUCUCGAAGAUGUCACUGAGUAUGAGAUUACUGCUGAAGGAAGAAGGAUAACCAAGCUUGAUCAGAUUUUACUCAACGGAAACAACAUUGCCAUUCUGGUCCCAGGUGGCUCCCCUGAAGUAGAGUAAUAGAGCAAGGGAAAUCUACUUUCAUCUGCAAGCUUUAACACAAUCUCAGUAAAACUUUUGCCAUUGAUGUGGUUAUAGGACUUAACAGGGAACUGAUGGAUGGUUAUGUUUCUUCUGAAUUCUAGUUGCUCUGAGUGGUUACUGAUAUGUAAUUUGGAUAUAAAUAUGUAAUGGAAGCUUUACAGUUCUGUUGCUGACAAAUUUAUUAAUAUGCUCACUGAAGACGCUGGAAUUGAAACUAGCAAAACAGAAAUGAUGAUCUUGUUUUGGUGAAAAUGCCUAGGUUAAUUAGGAGUAAGCCGAAAGUUGGUGAAAAUGCUUAGGGAGUAGCUUGUAAGGUCCAACUCCUUUUGCUAAUCUCUCAAAUGGGUCUUCCGAAUAACGAGUAGGUCUUUCAUGUUUCGUAGUGUUAACUUGUUUCCAUCCUUGCUUCAACGUCAUUGUUUAUCAUGGAGCUAGAGUUUGCUAUUGUCUCGUUGCUUUGUCACACUACGCUGUUGGCCUCUGAAAUCGGAAUGGAAGCGAAUUCUUACAACUUGUAUGU
This is a messenger RNA of Fragaria vesca subsp. vesca, 864 nucleotides long. RefSeq names its product U6 snRNA-associated Sm-like protein LSm5-like. The transcript has 4 exons. The record is from RefSeq and is a predicted model, not a curated record. Bases 57 to 320 code for a protein of 87 amino acids. Gene Ontology annotation, molecular function: RNA binding. Gene Ontology annotation, biological process: mRNA splicing, via spliceosome. Lineage: Eukaryota; Viridiplantae; Streptophyta; Magnoliopsida; Rosales; Rosaceae. Gene Ontology annotation, cellular component: U6 snRNP; Lsm1-7-Pat1 complex; U4/U6 x U5 tri-snRNP complex.